CGUUCUUCGUAAGGCAAGAAAGAAAGAAUCGCCGUUGCUUCGCCUCGUAAAUCGGUUUUGGAUUUCAUUUUCCUCUAAAUUCUCUCUCUGUUAUUGACUAUCCGAUUUUUUCUUUCUGUUUUGGCUGUGAUUUCGAUUUUAGAUUUCCCCUAAUAAAUUGAGAAAUCGCUGAAGAUCAAUUAUGCAGCGAUUCGUUGAUACCGUCCUUGCUGUUACCAAAGAGUGAGUCCCUCCUCUUCGAAACCUUCAGUGCAGGUCAGUAAAGACAUUCACUUACGAGUCUCUGCAUAAUAUAGUAAGGCUGAUAAAUGGAGUAUCAGCACUCCUGUUGACACUGUUGCCAGGGAAGGCUAAUAUCCUUGAAGGUCUUCAUGGCUGGGAGCUUAGGCCAACUGUUCGUGGGCCUCGAUUCCCCCGCUGGAUGGAGAAUGGAGUGUCCUCUUUCAACAAAUUCAUACAUGAUCUAUCAGUGGAUUCUGAUUCUUCAAGUGAGGAUUAUUCAUCAGCAGAAGAAGAUAGUGAUGGAUUAUGCCCUGCAUCACCAUUAUCUCAAAGUUCACGAGUCUCGCGAGCAAAUUCUUUCAGGAAGAACAGCGGGUAUUGGGCAGGAUACACUACCCUCUUAUUGUCAUGGAUUCUCUUUCCUGUGAGGUUUUUGCUGGGGAUACCAUUAUUUCUUUGUCGUUUAUUUUACAUUAGGGGGUCAUCAACCUCCUUGAGGGGAAGCCAUAUGCCUUCACGAUUACAUUCUAUUAGGAGAGGUCAUAAUCCAAAGGAUCAUGUCAUUCAUCACACAACUGACAGGAGACGUGGAGUCAUUGAGGAUCUUCAUUUGGCAAUUGAGAUAUUCAUAGAAGCAAUUUUUGAUUUUUUCCACAAAGCUGCACAUUUUCUUCUUUCUCCAUCAGAAGUUUUGAGAGUACUAUACAGAUGGUUUUCAGGUCAGAGAAGUGGCCAUGAAGAUACUAAUGGCGUGCCAGAUACAUCUGUUCCCACUGCUACACUUGGGGAGGAUGAUCCAACUCCCACAGAAAGGAAAACUACUUUCCACCAGUCUCUGAACACAGAUGCGCGGACAUGUCAGGAUGUAAUAACAGAGCUUGGAUACCCAUAUGAAGCAAUUCGCGUGAUCACUUCAGACGGAUAUGUUCUUCUUUUAGAAAGAAUUCCCAGACGUGAUUCACGAAAAGCGCUUUACCUUCAACAUGGGAUCUUGGAUUCAUCUAUGGGUUGGGUGUCUAAUGGGAUUGUUGGCUCUCCAGCUUUUGCAGCAUAUGAUCAAGGGUUUGAUGUUUUCCUUGGGAAUUUUCGUGGUUUGGUUUCUCGGGAACACGUUGACAAGAACAUUUCCUCACGGAAGUAUUGGAGGUAUUCCAUCAAUGAGCAUGGGAUGGAGGACAUUCCAGCUAUGAUAGAGAAAAUUCACCAAGUUAAAACUGCAGAACUGAAAAUUAGCCAGCCAGAGCUUGAGGGAGAAAUGAGUGAUGAUCAGCCUUACAAACUCUGUGCGAUUAGCCAUAGCCUGGGAGGAGCUGCCAUGCUGAUGUAUGUUAUAACACGCCGCAUUGAAGAAAAGCCUCAUAGACUUGCAAGAUUGAUUCUAUUAUCGCCUGCUGGUUUCCAUCACGACUCCACUCUGGCAUUUACAGCCAUGGAAUAUCUGCUGCUUCUGCUGGCCCCUAUUCUAGGACCUAUUAUACCUGGCUUGUACAUACCAACAAGAUUUUUCCGCAUGUUGGUGAACAAGUUGGCUCGAGACUUCCACAACUACCCUGCAGUUGGAGGGCUGGUACAAACCCUAAUGAGUUAUGUCGUCGGUGGAGACAGUUCAAAUUGGGUAGGAGUAUUAGGAUUGCCACACUACAACAUGAAUGACAUGCCGGGACUUUCAUUCUAUGUAGCACACCACCUUGCACAAAUGAAACAUGCAAAAAAAUUCAUAAUGUAUGAUUACGGAAGUGCAUCUGCCAACAUGGAGGCAUAUGGAUCUCCAGAGCCUUUAGACUUGGGCGAAUACUAUGGGCUCAUUGAUAUUCCUGUUGAUCUGGUUGCUGGAAGGAAGGACAACGUGAUUCGGCAUUCAAUGGUGAAAGUACAUUACAGGUUGAUGAAGGAUGCUGGUGUAGAUGUAUCGUAUAAAGAGUAUGGGUAUGCUCACUUGGACUUCACAUUCUCUCACCAUGAAGAACUGUUAGCCUAUGUGAUGUCACGCUUGCUGCUCGUGGAGCCUUCUCAGAAGCAAGCAUUUAAUCAGAAGGGGUCGAGAUCGAAGAGAAAAGGCGAAGUAAACCAUGUAAUAAGGAGGACAAUGCUCAAGUAGUUGUGCUGCCUUCUCUGAAUUUGGCAUACUUAUCGUAUCUUUAGAACCAAAUUGUUGUACAUGAUUGGAUAGACUUUAGUAGAUAUAUACACAGUCCAGUCCAGUCCAGUGUAAUUAAUUAUAGAGUUAGCAGCAGAAAGGUACAAGUCUCGGUUGCCUUCCCAACUAGUUUUUGCGGGAGAGCAUGACUUGUCUCGAUUGGUUUACUCUUGUCAGAAAAUUGUAUCCUUGUUGUAGGGUGAUGUUUGUAACUUGUAUGAUAAAGGGACUAGGAUUUCAAAGAUCAAUAUCCUUAUCCUACACAAUGAUAAGUAUGUUCUAAUAUUGAAUAGGUUUUAGCAA
Messenger RNA from Manihot esculenta (cassava), 2662 nucleotides. RefSeq names its product gastric triacylglycerol lipase. The transcript is spliced from 9 exons. The record is from RefSeq and is a predicted model, not a curated record. The coding region runs from base 422 to 2320 and encodes 632 amino acids. Gene Ontology annotation, biological process: lipid metabolic process. Lineage: Eukaryota; Viridiplantae; Streptophyta; Magnoliopsida; Malpighiales; Euphorbiaceae.